CCACGUGCGAAGUUUCUCCCUCGGUCUUGAGCUUUUUUCCCAUUGAAAGCGUCUCUUUGGGAGGAAAAAGCGUCUGUUUAGCGUCUCUAUUUCGAAAUCGAUGUUGCAGUUUUAGUUGUGAAUAGAGACAAACAUACGGCACAGCUACAGGAGCUUUCUGCCUGGCGACUUAACCAACAAGAACAUGUCCCCUACACCAGCAUGUGAGUUGGGCUACAAACCCCUGGAUGGUGGUUGGGGUUGGAUGGUGGUAUUUGGGGCCCAUAUUUCCAUUGGAUUCGCCUACUCCACGCCAAAAGCCCUGUCCAUUUUCUUCAAAGAGAUCCAAGAGGACUUAAGUGCCAGCUACAGUGAAAUAGCAUGGAUUUCCUCAAUCAUGCUGGCUGUCAUGUAUGCAGGCGGACCUGUGAGCAGUGUGUUGGUCGGUCGCUUUGGAAGCCGGCCAAUAGUAAUACUUGGUGGACUGCUGUGUGGGGUCUCUAUGGUAACUGCUUCUUUUGGGGACUCCAUCAUUUACAUCUACCUUUGCAUUGGCGUAAUUGGAGGCUGUGGACUCUCCUUAAAUCUGAAUGCAUCUCUCACCAUCAUCAGCAAGUAUUUCCUGGUCAAGCGUCCUUUAGCCAACGGACUGGCCAUGGCCGGGAGUCCAGUGUUUCUAUGCUUCCUGGCCCCUCUAAACCAAUACUUACUGGCCACGUUUGGCUGGAGAGGAAGUCUGCUCAUCCUAGGGGGUCUGAUGCUCAAUUGUUGCGUUGCUGGGGCCCUGAUGAGACCUGUUAUUCAGCCUUGUAAGCCAUCCUCUGGCACACCACAGAAGAUGGUGGAAGAACAGCCAAAUAAGCCCAACAUUAAUCUAAAACAAAGCUGUAUCAAGAAUUCCAAGAAUUUCUUGGAUUUGUCCUUCUUCAAGCAUAGAGGCUUUGUCAUUUACCUCAUAGGAAACAUGAUGUUCAUCUUUGGUGCCUAUGCGCCCAUUGUGUUCCUGCCAGCCUACGCUAUUAACCAAGGCAUAGAAGAGUACUCCGCUGCCUAUCUGCUCUCUAUAAUGGGCUUUGUGGACAUGUUUGUUCGUCCUGGAACCGGCUUGGUAGCCAGCAGCAGGUGGAUCAGGCCCAGAAUCCAGUACUUCUUCAGCUUUGCUAUGGUUUUCAACGGUACGUGCCACUUAGUAUGCCCACUGCUGAACAGCCAUGCCCUCCUGGUGGCCUAUGCAGUAUUAUUUGGCAUUGGUUUCGGCAUGGUUUUCGCCCUGAUAUUUGAAUGCCUGAUGGACCUGAUGGGAAAUCAACGCUUCCCCAGUGCUGUCGGACUGGUCACCAUCAUCGAGUGCUUCCCCAUGCUACUGGGACCACCUGCUGCAGGGUUACUGGUGGACAUCUUUGGUGACUACAAGUACCUUUUCUUCAUGUGUGGCUCAGUGAUUGUGGCUGGUGGACUCUUUCUCUUCGUCAUGAACAUCUACAACUACCACAUGCUGGAAAAAGAGAAUGCAGCAAAGGGCAGAGAACAGAACCAAAAAAACACAGAGAACCAGGACCAGGUGGGCAUCUCAGAGACAGAGGUGAAACACACUUCUGAGGCAGCAACGGAACAGACUGAGCUUAAUACUGAAAAUAAGAAUGGAGCCCGGGAAGAUCCACGACCAGAGAACACAGAAACACCAACAUGAAUUUUGAUUCCUCUAUUUAUCAUGGAUGUUUUGAGCACAUCUUUCUGUUAAGACAACACAAUGAUUAAUUCCAGCUUUCUAACAGUUGUUAACUAGUACUAAACACAAAGUGCAGAUGAGGCUGAUGGGAAUUUUAUAUUUGAUAUUAAGUAACAACUAAUUUAAAAUUUUUACCUGAUAAUGUUGCUUGAUGAAAAGUCAAAGAAUCACUAAAGUUAGUACACAUCAUCCUCAGGUGAACAUGAAUGUGUUAUGAAAUUUCAUGGCAAUCCAUCUACUUGUUGUCAAAACAUUUUACUCUGAACCAGACGUGAACCUGAUGGCGGCUUUUGAGGAAAAGUCAAGGGAUCAGCAAAUUGAUUGGGAUUCAUCUUCCUGAGCAGCUUUGAGAUAUAUACUGGGCCAGAGGUGGGUUUACACCCUUGCAAGUUUCCAGUCUUUCACAGGGCAAGAUAUUUCACUAAAAAACAAAAACAUCAACCUCAAGGUGGUGCUAGAUGAAAAGCUGGGGGAACACAAAAGUCAGUAGGAUUCAUCCUUUUGAGUAUACAUACUCAUUGUAUACAUGUCAUUUCAUGACAUCUGUCUGAUAGUUGUUGAAAUAAUUGAGUCUGGAUCAAAGGGGUUGACCCAGCAACAUUACCAUCCCUAAAGCCACACUGGCUAAAAAUGUGCAGGUUCUCAGAUGUGCUUCUUUUCUUUUCAUGGCAUUUUUAACCAUUUUCUGUCUUACAGAGUAAAGAAUUAAGAGAUUAAUUCAACAAAUUUAUGGGUUAUUAAAAAAAAAUAAACUGUGGGUUUCAGCUUCAAUUCAGUUAGUCAUCCAUCCACUGUCGGUUUGUUUGUUUGCCCCCUGGAGGUUGUUCAGAGGAAUGGCUUUGUGUGCAGAUGGCCUACCUUUACUCUUUAAUGCUGUUAGACUGUGUAUGGGCUUUAUACCUGUGGUGUGAUGGAUUUUCAGCUUUGGCUGCACUGUUUUACCUUGAAUGACAAACAUUGCCUCAAUAUAUGAGAAUGAAUCUUAAUGUCUGGAAGCGAAUGAAAUGCAGGAAUUGUUAACUUCUUUUUCUCACAUGGUCAUGAAGACACACGUCUGUUUUUUCUUUCUGUAUCUCCUUCACUCAUUUCAAAUUCAUGUAAUUUGUCUAUAAAAAUAUUGAUUGUUCUUGGUAAUGUGCAUAACCUCAGGGGACUGCCAUGAGAUAUUUUGCACUUGCAGUGUUUACUUCAUAAAACUAAAAUUUCAAGUUUCAUACGUGAAAUAGCUGCCAGUAAAGACAUGGGUUUGUUUCAGGUGACUUGAUGCUUUACCUCCUUGUUGAUUACUGUUAAUUCUACUGAAGUCUAUAAAGAACAUACAGUGACAACACCUGUUACUGAAGAGCUACUGACUUAUGAUCAUUCUGGUAUCUAUUGCAAGUAAUAGUCUAUUUAAAUUUUUGUCAGUAUUUAUUAAAUUUGAACGGUUAAGCUGAAACACAUUAUAGAUUGUGGUGUGUGUGUGUGUUCCACAGUAACGCAGUGAUUUUGUGCUGACAUUUAGCAGUGACAUUUGUUAUUUGGGCAAAAAUGGAUUUGCAUGCACUGUUAACUGAUUUGAUGCUGUGUGUGUUUGCGCAUCUGAGUAAACAUAUUUGUUGAAGUGAGAGUGAGUGAUAACAUAAGAGAGAGAAUGUGUUUUACAGAUAAUCCAGAAUUUGUUUUAAGGUAUAUGUUUGAAGGUGACGGCAGCUUUUUGAAUUUUUGAGUUCCAGAGAAUUUAAUGAAAGCUUUAGUUUACUAAAUGGUUAAAUGACAAAA
Molecule: messenger RNA, 3469 nt
Organism: Toxotes jaculatrix (banded archerfish)
Lineage: Eukaryota; Metazoa; Chordata; Actinopteri; Toxotidae
Product: monocarboxylate transporter 2-like
Exons: 5
Coding region: 185-1669 (494 amino acids)
Biological process (GO): transmembrane transport; monocarboxylic acid transport
Cellular component (GO): membrane
Molecular function (GO): monocarboxylic acid transmembrane transporter activity
Source: RefSeq, a predicted model, not a curated record